GCCAUCUCAAAAUCCAUGGCACGUCGGACAGACGUUCAUGACGUUCGUGACGUUGUGCAACUUCCUGUACACGCAGGGUCCGUUCUGCAAACUGUCCGCUGUUCUGGUUUAGGAGGCCAAAUAGCGACAUUCCGCUUGGAAGACGUGAUGGCUGCAACGUUGCGUUUAAUUUACUCCGUGUCCAGGCCAGGCACUUUGGUGACCAGCCAGAAUCUAGUGAGAUCCUUCAGUGUGUCCGCACAAAGGGAAGGAUUCAAGUAUGUGAAUGCCCAGGAGGCCCCCACAGACCUGAAGUCCAUCACAGACCGAUCUGCUCAGACGCUGCUGUGGACAGAGCUCUUCAGAGGUCUGGGCAUGACAAUGAGCUACCUGUUCAGAGAGCCCGCCACCAUCAACUACCCGUUUGAGAAGGGCCCACUGUCACCACGCUUCAGAGGAGAACAUGCCCUGCGCAGGUACCCUUCAGGAGAGGAGCGCUGCAUUGCCUGCAAGCUGUGUGAAGCCAUCUGCCCCGCUCAGGCCAUCACCAUUGAAGCAGAGACUCGUGCUGACGGCAGCAGGAGGACAACUCGCUACGACAUCGAUAUGACCAAAUGCAUCUACUGCGGCUUCUGUCAGGAGGCGUGUCCUGUGGAUGCCAUCGUAGAGGGUCCUAACUUUGAAUUUUCCACUGAAACCCAUGAAGAACUGCUCUACAACAAGGAGAAGCUCCUCAAUAACGGAGACAAGUGGGAAGCAGAGAUAGCUGCCAACAUAAAAGCUGAUUACCUCUACCGAUAGGCCGCACACACUCACACACACAGUGUACAGCAAGCACAUACCAGCAUAACCUCUGUGACACACACAUACGUCCAUACUGUACAUACUGUAAGAAGACAGAUUCAGCUGUGAUGGAUGUGCUUCAAGUUUGGAUUUGGGUUUGCAUCUUUCAGACAAAACAUAACCAACACAUUUCCUCUGGUGUCAGCGUCACCCUCUUCAGAUAUGAUGAAUAUACAUUGAUAUGUUUCAGAUUUUUACCUUGACAUUGUCGGGAUGACAUAUUUAUUGAAGAAUGCUGACUGUGUGAUGAGUGUAUAACAGCCGAACUGUCUCGGCACGGCUCAGUCUGUGGCAGUCCGAUGAGGACCAUGUGGUUGUGUCUGCACAGUCCCACUGGACUAAAAAGGAAGGAGACUGGGUCAUGCUGUGAUGGUAUCGGUGAUGUACGCUGAUGGCAGACUGUAGACUUCAUCCUGGAUUUAUUUUGAUUCUGCUGUCCCACACAAGUAUAUAUGGAUUAUUGUUAUUAUCUUGAGUACCAGUGCAGAGUUUUAUGGUCUUUGUGCUGUUUCCGCCUCGACUCAAAUAAUAAAAAAAUUUGGGAGAAACACUAAA
Messenger RNA from Scatophagus argus, 1377 nucleotides. It is a transcript of the gene ndufs8a, whose product is annotated as NADH:ubiquinone oxidoreductase core subunit S8a. The transcript is spliced from 8 exons. Gene Ontology annotation, biological process: mitochondrial respiratory chain complex I assembly; mitochondrial electron transport, NADH to ubiquinone. The record is from RefSeq and is a predicted model, not a curated record. NCBI's taxonomy places the organism in Eukaryota, Metazoa, Chordata, Actinopteri, Scatophagidae. The coding region runs from base 16 to 780 and encodes 254 amino acids. Gene Ontology annotation, molecular function: NADH dehydrogenase activity; 4 iron, 4 sulfur cluster binding. Gene Ontology annotation, cellular component: membrane.